Messenger RNA from Apis cerana (Asiatic honeybee), 4670 nucleotides. RefSeq names its product knirps-related protein. Gene Ontology annotation, biological process: regulation of DNA-templated transcription. Gene Ontology annotation, molecular function: zinc ion binding; sequence-specific DNA binding; DNA-binding transcription factor activity. Lineage: Eukaryota; Metazoa; Arthropoda; Insecta; Hymenoptera; Apidae. The record is from RefSeq and is a predicted model, not a curated record.
CGGAUGGACCCUGCACGCUUCUCCGCUGAUCCGACGCACAGUGUGCCCAUAAGGCCCAUUCGAUGUAUACUUACGAGAGCGCACGAGCCUAGCCAGCGAGCGAACGAACGAACGGAGCGGCCGACCGAUCGAGCGAACGAAGUGGGACCGCAGAAAAUAAUUGGAGGUGGGGGCUGAUUCAAGAAUCGACGUGGACACCCUCGCCUUCCAAAGUCAUUCACCUAACGGUCAUCGUCGCGUCAAGAAUCUUCUUCUUCUUCUUCUUCUUCUUCUUCUCUUCUUGCCACCUCUUCCGUUAUCCGGUUGGACCCAAUGGUGAUACCUCGACGACGAUGGUCCUACGAUGGUGAAUCGGGAACAAAGGGGGUUUGUACGAUACAUCGGGAAUAGUGGGCUCGGCUUUCGGAGAAUCAGUCCUUUAUGAAGGAUCCGAGUGACGUUUUUGGACAGAGUACUCGUGGAAUAGUCGAUCGUUAACGUGUAACGAAUUGUUCUCAAUUGUGAUCCCGUUUAUUUGAAUUUGUGUGAUCAAGAUUGAAAAAUUGUCGUACGGUGACAUUUGUUUUUUUUCUUUUUUUUUUUUUAUUUGUUCUUGUUGGUGCUGUUCACCAGACACAGAGUGAACUCUUUGGAAAAUUUCCAUGGAACUUGUGCUUCAUCCGACGCUUCAAGUGACUCCGUUCGAUCAGUGAUCGUUGGUGAUUCUGUUCGUAACUGUUCCUAAUAUGUUGUGAUGACAAAGUGUCGGAUGCUGUAUCUUAUUUGAGGAUCGUCCGUUUUGACGAAUCUCGCGCAGUGUUAAUCUCGUCCAAGGUAUGUGAUCAUGUCACGUCGACCCGAAAGAUCGGUUAAAACUUGGAACAAACGAAUCUGACAACUGGCAAUUACGAGUUUCUUCAUCGCGGUUUAAUUCGAAUGGCAUCAACGCUGUCGCUGAACGGUUAAUAACAACGUAGGAUCGGGCAUUUUCGUCUCUCGUAUCUUCCUCCACCACGUUGUUUCGCGGAAUCACGUUUAGAAACGAAUCGGUACGCCUACGAGUCGAGCAGAAGAACCGAAGGACGGAGAUGAAUCAACAGUGCAAGGUGUGCGGCGAACCCGCGGCAGGCUUCCACUUUGGCGCGUUCACCUGCGAGGGCUGCAAGUCCUUUUUCGGCAGAUCCUACAAUAAUCUGAGCAGUAUCUCCGAAUGUAAGAAUGGCGGGGAGUGCGUCAUCAAUAAAAAGAAUCGAACAGCUUGCAAGGCCUGUCGUCUAAGGAAAUGCCUACUCGUCGGCAUGUCGAAAUCGGGCUCGCGAUACGGACGUAGGUCCAACUGGUUCAAAAUUCACUGCCUGCUGCAGGAACAACAGCAGCAACAACAGCAACAGCAACAACACUAUCAACAGACCCUGUCCAACCAACCACUUACGCCACAACGAAAACCAAUGAGCCCGCCUAUCGGACUACACCCAGGUCAGCGAAAGGAUGACGUGCUGAUGCUAGGUCUGGACGACUACAAGAACUCGACUUCCCCUAGCAUCAGCUCCCCCGAAUCGCACAACAGCGACAGUUCUGUGGAAAUAUCCGAAAGAAGAGCAGCCUUCUCGGGCCAUCCAGGCUUCAGACCCCUACAUUCGCAGUUGCAACCCUCGGUCGCUGAUCUUUCCGCGCUCAGCAAAGAAAUGAUGAGUUUACCCCUCGGUUUUCACCUCGGUGGGAUGUCCUUGAUUCCACCCGCCUUCUUACCACCGCCAAGCCUCACCAUGUUCUCUCCCUAUCAUUUAUACGCCACGUCCCACGGAGCCUCCCAUCCCUUGGUGCCCAACCAUUCUUCCAAUCUACUUCGACACUCGCCCGUGAUCGAGGACACGAGCAGUACGAUCAGUACCGCAACCACCACCACUACCACGACGAUAAGUAUCGAUAGCAAAGACUCGUGUGGAAAUAACAACAACAACAAUAACAAUAACGAUAGAUAUGCGCAUAACAAUAACGUGCAAACGAGGCAGAGUUCGAAUGAAGAGAUCGGAGAAACGUACACCAAACGAUUCUAUUUGGACGCGGUGUUAAAAAGUCAGAGAACGCAGGAAGGUUCCACAGCGGCGUCUACGAAGGAACACUCCGAAAACGAUUCGCCAAUAUGUAGCCCGGGAUUGGAAACGGAUUGUCCACCUCCGCAAGACAAUCCCAUAGAUCUGUCCAUAAAGUCGGCCCCCACUUCCGUGACCGAGGAAACGGAAGAGGACGAAAUCGACAUGGAGAACGUGAGCGAUCGGGACAGUCCUCCUCUGAAAAGGAAGUCGGUGCCUAUAGAUCUGACAACGAGAUCCUAGAGAAGGCAAGAUUUACUUACACUCUCGUUGAUCGAAACAUCGUUUGUCCGCUGAGAAAACAAACGGAAUAAAUGGAUUUCGAGCGCGAGGAAAAGUAGUUGAUCGAUAUGCCGGAUUGCCAGAUACGGCUCGUGAGAAAGGGACCCGUGAUAUCGUAAUCAAUUACAUUCCCCUUUCUCUCCCCCCUCCCGGAUCAUGUCAAUCAGGAAGACUCAGCGGGUGUUCGAAUAGUCGAGCAAGAUUCCCAGAAUCGUGCGUUAUCUUUAAUUGCGUUCCCAGUCAGAUCAUUGGCGGAUAGCUUUUGAUCGAGCUCGCGGAGACAAAUCGUUCGCGCCGAAUAGUUAAACGCGAUUCGCGCCAGCCUCGCGAUUCCCGGCAUAAAUAUCCGUGCCAGUUGGAAGAAUGAAGGAUUAACGUCUCAAUUCCGGGUAAUCACGGCGAGGAUCGCGAGUCGCCGAUCGAUGGCUUGUUGCGCAAAAGCCAAUCGACUUUAACGAGAGUCCUCCGCUUUAAUUAACGAGCGCGCGCGCUCGAGCGGUAAUCACGUAAGACGGAACGAGACGGAGAUAGGGUGAGAUGGUGCGGUGAGGAGAGAGAUAAAGGGAGGCCAGACAACCGGCGUCUCACGCGUUUGCAGAAGCGGGAGAGCGACCACGGUGCAACCGUGGUGCAUCGGUUGAUAAACACGUCAAACUGCAGGGUGCACGUGUUCGGAACGUGCGUUACAAACCGGUGUACACGUGUAGAACCGUUGCCAACCGCUUUAUCUUACAAGCGUUCGACGCCUGCCAAUGUAAACGCCUCCGUCGCUGCCGCUUUGCCACUUCUUCUCUCUGCUUUUGUCCCACGUCUAUUUAUUACAUCCUUGCGGUUGAGGAAUUUUCGAUAAUGAUACGAAGAUCGUCGAUCGCGGAAGAACCGUGUUUUCGCCGGAUGUCCAUGACGAAUCCAACGAAUGUAGCUUUGAGAGGGACAGAAUUUCGAUAAAAUAAAUUCUCGCGCUUCUUUUCCUUUCCAAGAAUCUUCUUCUCGUUGAAAUUGCAUGGACGAUACUUUUCCAAUCUUCGUUGGCCAAUUCCUCGAACACAGAUUUGCUUUUGUUAAGAUAUUAAGUCAUGCGCGAUCCGAGUCGCUUGAAAAAGAUGCUUUUUAAUUCCGCGAGAUUCGAUCGAUCGUGUUUGAUCGAUCCUUGAGAGAUCCGGGAAAUUUCCGGAUGCAAACGAGAUAUGACGAUUUCGAGACAAUAAAGAAUACUAUGUAUUUAAUCGUCUUCAACCGUUCUUCCACCUUAUAAUCGUUUAUAUAAGGUAUGAUGUGUAAAUAUCGAGCGGGAACGAAGGUAUUUUUUUCGCGUUUCUAUUAAUCGUGAUAAUAAAUUUUUACAGUGCGAAAACGAAAAGUAUUAAUGAUAUCUCCAUACUUUUCGUUAUGAAAGUAGUCAAUAAAUGGCCAGUACUUUGUUUAAUGAAAUUGUUGAUUAUAUUAUCGAUAUCAAAUACGUGCAAUCGUAAAUGAAUUUUAUUUAAUUGAUAUCUAUGUUCGUACACGGGCACGCUGUAAUUCCAUUUACCCAAGUAUAACAAAUAAGACGGGGACGAAAAUGUAAAUAGUAGCUAGGCAAGAUUUGCGUGAAUGGGACCCGGGCCAGUACUUACUUGUAUAUAGCUGAUAGAUAAUAAACUAAUAAAUUACAAUGCUCGAAAUAAUUAGAAAAUGUGAUCAAAUAUUAGGAUUAAAAAAUAUUAUGCAUAUGUUGUAAAUUACAAAAUUGGUUACCAGAUAUAUCUUUAAGUAAUCCCCUAAUUAAUUUGAGCAAUGUAUUUAACGAAUUUAAACAAUUAUGUAAAUCACUUUUUCUUAAGAAUGAAUUCAUGAAUUUAUCAAUGAAAUACAGAUAUGAUAUCAAUAUGAUAUUUUUCAUGCAUUUCAAACAUAUACUAAAACUCUGCUUUAAACUAAUGCCUAUUGAUUAUAAACCUAUGCUAUAUUUCACAAGUAAAGUACAAGUCUAUAAAUCCCAGGGCCCUUAUAUUUGUAAAUAUAAAUUACUUUUAAAAGACACAGUGGAGAUUGCAGUGUAAAAUUUUAAUCAGAAAAUAUUAGCAACAUUUACUUACUUAAUUUACUUUGUUGAUUGACAAACACUUUUUAAAGCGAUUUUGUGAAAAUUUUUAACGCAAUAACCAUUAACUAGUAGAAUUAGCAAUUUGUUAGAAAUACCACUCACUGCCACUUCAAUUAGUUAAAAUGUAAAAUUAGAAUGAAUUAUUGUACAGAAUUUUGGUACAAAAAAAUUACAAACAUAUUAGCAAAAAAAUUAUAAAUUGUUAAAAAUAUAUGAUUAAUUUGAAAUUA